AUGACCUCGACUACGAAACACCCCCUUCCUUCGCAUUUCAUCCUUCCAGACCUUCUUGACCAAUGGCCUUUUGAGACCGAGCCUAAUCCCCACCAAGAAAUUGUCGAUGAUAGCGCACGCUGGGUGGAAUCCUACAAGGCCUUCAGCCCAAAAGCCCAAGACGCCUUCAACCGCUGUAACUUCGGCAUCUUCGCGUCGCUGGCGUACCCCAGAUCAGAAGGAACACAUUAUCGAGCCGCCUGCGAUUUGAUGAAUUUGUUCUUUGUCUUCGACGAAUUUAGUGAUGCAGAAAACGGAGACGUCGUGCGUCAACAGGCUGCUGAUAUUAUGAACGCCCUCAGAUACCCUGACAAAAUCCCAGCGGGUGGUGACAGUAUACUUGGAGCCAUGACCAGAGAUUACUGGAAGCGGACUCUCGAGGUCUCAAGCAAGUCGUCUGCCGAACGCUUCAUCCGCAACUUCGAUGGAUACACCGACGCGGUUAGGCAAGAGGCUGUUGACCGCGACGAAGGCCGCGAGCGAUCGAUUGAAGAAUAUAUGGAACUUCGCCGUGGAACCAUCGGCGUUUACCCAUCCUUCGAUUAUUUUCUCCUUGAGGACGACAUCCCUGACGAGUAUAUCGACCAUCCCGCCGUUGCAAGCCUAGCUCUGGGGGCGGUGGAUAUGACAAUAUUGGCGAAUGACGUAUAUUCGUGGAACGUCGAACAGUGCCGCGGGGAGGACAGACACAACCUUGUCGCCGUAGCCAUGCGCGAGAAAGGCUUGUCCGUGCAGGAAGCCAUGGACUACGUUGGGACUAUCUACGCUGGUAUCCGCGACAAAUAUGUCAAGGAAUUCAACGAGCUUCCCCAAUUCCCCGAAAAAUAUGACAAGCUCGUCAAGGACUACUGCUGGCACAUGGGAAAUUGGGUGACCACGAACAUCAAGUGGAGCCACUUCGGCGAGAGGUACUUCGGGAAGAAGGGUAGAGAAAUCUUGAAGCAUCGGACGGUGGAAGUGAUGAGACCGUCUGUCCUUGGGUGGGUCAUGAGGAAGUCAUACCCCCUCAUAGUGACGGUGAAAUACGCACCCAGGGAGUACUACUACAUUGCGGCGGCGUUCCUCAUGCUUCUACACACGAGCAAAGACUCUGGCAUUCUCUCGGUAUCUAAUUGA
Molecule: messenger RNA, 1155 nt
Organism: Pleurotus ostreatus (oyster mushroom)
Lineage: Eukaryota; Fungi; Basidiomycota; Agaricomycetes; Agaricales; Pleurotaceae
Exons: 5
Coding region: 1-1155 (384 amino acids)
Source: RefSeq, a predicted model, not a curated record